Messenger RNA from Malaclemys terrapin pileata, 1538 nucleotides. Its product is annotated as serine protease 27-like. Gene Ontology annotation, biological process: proteolysis. Gene Ontology annotation, molecular function: serine-type endopeptidase activity. The record is from RefSeq and is a predicted model, not a curated record. Lineage: Eukaryota; Metazoa; Chordata; Testudines; Emydidae. The coding region runs from base 1 to 1095 and encodes 364 amino acids. The transcript is spliced from 7 exons.
AUGGAGGCAGCUGGGUUUGGCCAAGACCGGACCAGGAGAGGCUGGAUCCUGGGGCAUCUCUGCUCCCUCCUGGCCACGGCACUGCUGGCUUUGAGCCUAGUGCAGGCCCCUAGUUCUACAUUCACUCCUGAGCCACCCCUUUCAGAUCAAUGGGGGUUGUUAACUCUGAAACCUACAGAUGGUGCCCAGGGCAGUCAGAAUCAAGCAGGCUGUGGCAAGCAGUUGGUCUCAGGGCGCAUCUUGAAUGGCCAAAAUGCCAAGGACGGGGCCUGGCCCUGGCAGGUCAGCGUGCAGAUGUUUGGCUCCCACAUCUGCGGCGGUACACUCAUCUCUGAGAGAUGGGUGGUGUCAGCAGCUCAGUGCUUCACGCCGCCUGUGAUCAGUUCAGUGUAUCGGGUGCAGCUGGGUGAAAAACGCAUUUUCAAUCAGACCCACAACCAGACAUUCUCAGCGGUGAAGCGGGUCAUCCUCCAUCCCAGUUAUGACAGUGCUACUCACCAGGCGGACAUCGCCCUGGUGGAGCUGGAGAAUCCGAUUUCGCUCACAGCCACCAUCAGCCCCGUGUGUCUGCUUGAUGCCUCCGUCCGUGUGCCAGCUGGGAAGUCCUGUUGGGUGACUGGCUGGGGAAACCGUUUACCACAAGUGAGUUCUUCCCUAUCGGCAACGCUGCAGGAGGUCGAGGUGCUCGCCGUAGACUCCACGGUCUGCAACAGUCGCUUCCGUGAAGCAUUAAAAAAGCCUGUGGGUUACAGCCCCGUCAAAGACGACAUGUUGUGUGCUGGGUACAUGGAAGGCUAUAAAGGCUUUGCUCCGGGUGAUGGCGGGGGACCCCUGGUGUGUCAGGAGAAUGGGACCUGGUACCUUGGUGGGAUUGUGAGCUGGUUACUGACGACGACAGUGAGUGGGGUAACCAGUGUUGCCAAAGGUUACCCUGGGGUCUACAACCGCCCAAAUGCCCACAAUGAGUGGAUACAAAAGAAUGUGCCUGGUGUGACUUUCACGGUGGUGAAAUUCUCUCCAAACAGUGCCCAUUCCUCUGUCGUCAUCAUCCACAGGGUCCUUCCCCUCACUGUGCUUCUGUGGCUGACCCUGUGACCCCUCUUAGAUUGGGUCCCCAUCCCACACUAGCACUCCCUCGCCCUUUGUGCACAUAGACCAUUUCAUCUGUGACACUAGGCCUGGGUAUUCACACCCUACACACUAUUGUGAUAAUCUUUGUGCAAAAUACCCCUUAUGAGAUAUCAUUUGAGAACUAAUAACUAUGUAAUCAUAUCCUUGUGUGAAGUACGUAUGCGAUGGGUGCUAAGAAUUAUGGACAUAUGCUGGAUGGUACCUAAAGUAUGUUCAUACCAGGUGUAUUAGGGGGAGUUGUUAAACAGAUUGUUCCUAAGGGAAGGACUGUGUGUUUACCUCAGUUUACCCAGAAGCAGCACACAGACCUGUCAAACUAACAAGGGUGGAGGCAAAGCUCACACUGACAAGUGGGGAGAAGACAGCCUGGUGUUUAUACCCAGCAGGAGAGAGAUGCUCCGUCUGAG